This is a messenger RNA of Anopheles marshallii, 864 nucleotides long. RefSeq names its product 39S ribosomal protein L28, mitochondrial (gene mRpL28). The coding region runs from base 1 to 864 and encodes 287 amino acids. The transcript is spliced from 3 exons. Gene Ontology annotation, molecular function: structural constituent of ribosome. The record is from RefSeq and is a predicted model, not a curated record. NCBI's taxonomy places the organism in Eukaryota, Metazoa, Arthropoda, Insecta, Diptera, Culicidae. Gene Ontology annotation, cellular component: mitochondrial large ribosomal subunit.
AUGGCUUCAGCGACUCCACAGGGAGCAAACUUGCUCUAUGGAUUACGGAAAUCCAACAAAUUCUCCAAAGGCAUUGGAGCUCUUCUGCCUCAGGCAUACCGCAAGUUUUGGAAUGAAUGGAAGAAUCAACAGCCUGCGGCGGUGCAUUACGUGCCCAAGGAUGGAAUGUUCCAACGCGAAGAUAUUACCGGGCUCGUGACACCCAUCCAGAACGUGCCGAUUCCAUUGAUUACUCCAAAGGAAGCGCACGAUGGUAUCUGGGGUGGUGAAGCGGUCAUCAAGGGUUUCCAGAAGCGAAACCAAUACAAACGCCGCGUACCACACUUCUGGGUUCCCGUGUUGCGUCGAUCGGUGGUGCAUAGUCGCGUGUUGAAUGAGUACAUGGCCGUCACGGUGACGGAUAGAACGUUGGCUCAGAUUCAUGAUCAUCAUGGGUUUGACCACUAUCUACUAAAAACGCCCGCUUGUGAUCUACGCUCGAUGUUGGCAAUUAAGCUGAAAAAGAAAAUCCUUGAAGAACUCGCCGCUGGCUGCCCUAGGCUAGCGUCUGAACCUACAAAACAGCAAGAAUAUUCGAAAGAGUUUGCCUGCUACUUGGAGCAGUACACGCCAGAAGAGAUCGAAUGGUACGGACUGACCUAUAACGAGGCACUAGCAAAGAUGAAGAUCCUCACCGAAGACAAAGACCCACAGCUGCCGCAGAAAAUCCUUUUCCGACAGAAACUGAUCGAGCAGCUAAGAGAAGCCGGCAUCCGAGAGGCACAGGACGGAGAAAGCGGAGAUAGUGAGGAGCUGAAAGGAAUCAAGGAUUCCACCUCCUCCUCAUGGCUAUCGAAGCUUAGCUUUAAGCCGAAAAACUGGUAA